GUUAAUGGAACCCAUCAUAGGUUUUUGUAUAGUGUUUCAAACAAAAUAUAAUUAUCUUCCUCUUAUCCUCCUUUUAUGGAUAAAAUUAGGAGUAAUAUGCUAUGGGUAGAAAGUCAGUUCCUCACUGCAUCUUGAUGGCCAUUUUCAAGAACAUAUUUUUAUGCCCUGAGGAAGCGUUGCAGCAGUCGACGGGGUCCUCCGGAUCUGAAGUUGAAUCGAGUGGGGUUCUUGAUACUGUUGUUGGCUUUGUAACGGAGAAUCCUGCUAUUGUAGCCAGCGGCGCCGCCAUUUUGGUUCUUCCGAUUGUUCUGUCUCAGGUGUUUGGCAAGUCUAAGCCAUGGGGUAGUGAGUCUCCGAAGAGUGCUUAUGCAAAGCUGGGGGAGGAUGCCGGUGCUCAGUUGCUUGAUAUAAGGGGGCCAAAGGAGUUUAGGGCGGUUGGCAGUCCAUAUGUCAGGGGUUUGGGUAAGAAACCAGUAUCGAUUGUUUACAAGAGUGAGGAUAAGCCCGGGUUCUUGAAGAAGCUGUCUUUGAAGUUCCAAAAAACCGGAAAAUACCACAUUAUUUAUUCUGGACAAGAACUCUGGAACUCUUCAAAAAAAGGUUUAGGAUUCGAGAAAACCAGGAGUUGGGUUAAAACCUUUGGCAUUCCCUGUUGUUUAAAGGAACUGUUUGAUGGGAACUCUGAACUGAUUGCGGGUUUGGUUACUGUAAAUGGAUUCAGAGCUGUCUAUGCCAUAAAAGACGGUGCAGAAGGAGCCCGAGGAUGGAUGGAAGGAUCUGACUCCCUGCCAGUUACUCUUGGUAUUGCUGCAGCUACUGGAUUGGGUUUAUUAACGUUCACAGAGGUUAGUUCGCAUUCCAUCGACCAUGAUCUGCCUCUUGGACUGAUUUUGGAAACAAACAUGAACACCUUCUCUUUGAAUCCAGCUUUCCUCUCCUUGACAUCUCCCUUGGACCAAAAGCAAACUCUUCAACAAGUUGAUGAAUUCUUGAACGCCAAAGUUGCUCCCAAGGAACUUGUUGAUGAGCCUCAGCAAAUAGGGAAGGCCCUCCUACCAUCUUCUGUGAAUGGCAAGGCUCUUCCAGCACCUGCAGAGGCAAAUCCAGAGCCUGCUAACGUACAGAAAGCUGAGCCAGCUCAGCUCACAACAGAACCAAAAGUUGAACCAGCAGCAGAACGCUCUCCCCAAAUUAAUUCAGUGGCCAAAACAGAAGCCAAGGCAGAAUCAGUUUCUGGAUUUCCAAAACUUCUUUCUUCAUAUCCAUAUUACCCAGACUUAAAGCCUCCGACAUCUCCCUCGCCAUCACAGCAAUAGUUGCGCACUGAAAUCAAACUUGGAUUGUUGAUCUCUAGUUUCUACCACAGAUUAUUGAUUGGUCAGGAACCAUAUAAAGCUAUCCAGUGAAUUGUGCAGCCUACAUAAUCCUAACUGAAAUUUUCCAGGUAGCAUGACGACUUGGGUUGAGAAACUAGUAACGAGAGGGGGAGAAAACAAACAAUUCUCUCACAAAAUGGAUGAUAAUGUAGUUUACCAAAACCAUCCUGGCCGUUGUAUGCAAUGGAUGCUGUAUUAUUCACCUUUCUCUAAUUUCUUGGUAGAUCCAAUAGAACAAUUUCCUGGAAAGUGCUAGUAAGUCACAGAGUAGGUAUGUUCAUGUUGGACUCAAGGAAGGAACAUCCUUAAAUGAUAUGCUAUAGAUUUCUGGUGUUAUGACUUGUGCAUUGGACU
Rubroshorea leprosula is the source of this 1730-nucleotide messenger RNA. The record is from the annotation of a GenBank genome assembly. Lineage: Eukaryota; Viridiplantae; Streptophyta; Magnoliopsida; Malvales; Dipterocarpaceae.